AUGUUUCUUUUCAGAACCAAGUUUUUUAUGCACGGUAACUACCAACUAGCAUAUUGCCCGAUCGCUCAGAUAAUCUCGUUCGCUUUCCGUGACGAGGCUUUUCGGCUAAGAGUUCCUAAGCAUAGUUCAUCUCUUCCUCUUCGGUGGAAACUAGAAGUUCUGAACACCCCUAUUCUUCGACGCUUUAAGCGCACUCCGUACGGUUACGAACUCUAUAAGUCUUUAUCGAUAACUUAUGAAUCAAGUCGGCAAGCCCUUAAAGAGUUAGGCCGAGACGCUAAAUUCGAAGACGAUAUUAGACACUACAACUUUCGCUGUUAG
This is a messenger RNA of Penicillium macrosclerotiorum, 321 nucleotides long. RefSeq lists its product as uncharacterized. The transcript has 2 exons. The record is from RefSeq and is a predicted model, not a curated record. The coding region runs from base 1 to 321 and encodes 106 amino acids. Lineage: Eukaryota; Fungi; Ascomycota; Eurotiomycetes; Eurotiales; Aspergillaceae.